Thlaspi arvense is the source of this 246-nucleotide messenger RNA. NCBI's taxonomy places the organism in Eukaryota, Viridiplantae, Streptophyta, Magnoliopsida, Brassicales, Brassicaceae. The record is from the annotation of a GenBank genome assembly.
AUGUUUGAGGUUAUGAAGGUUCUAAGAGCAAAAAAGUAUGCAAAGACAAAGAAGCAUCAAAGUGAAACUACUAAAGAGACGAAGAAGCCAUCAGUGGAGAAGAAGAUUGCUGAAGAAUCUGACAAGAAUCAGAAUCAUCUGGAAACGAAAGAAGAGAAACAACGUUCAGUGUUAACGAGUUCAGCUUCGUCGAAAUCAAAAACAUGGAGGCCAUCACUGCAGAGCAUCUCUGAAGCUACGAGUUGA